Molecule: messenger RNA, 4938 nt
Organism: Paramormyrops kingsleyae
Lineage: Eukaryota; Metazoa; Chordata; Actinopteri; Osteoglossiformes; Mormyridae
Product: neurogenic locus notch homolog protein 2-like
Biological process (GO): multicellular organism development; axon guidance; cell differentiation
Cellular component (GO): plasma membrane; signaling receptor complex; cell surface
Molecular function (GO): protein binding; calcium ion binding
Source: RefSeq, a predicted model, not a curated record
AAAGGGGCCACGGAGCUGGUCAGUGUGCGCGCGACACCCAUUUGCAAAAGGAGCGGAAGCUCACGAGCCUAAAUUAGCGGCGGCGAGGUGAAGCUGCGAGGUUCCGAUGCGUGCAUCUGCCCAGGCGGCGCUCCAGGAGGGGGUAUGAUCACAUCGGAAAAUAAGACAAUAGAGGCUGCGUAGCACCAGGCAGUGAAAUACAGCUAAACUGCCGUCUGACAUUUUUUUUUUCUUCAUCAGUACUUCUACUUUUUUUAAGGUAGAUAAAUUACUCAAGCGAACUGGCUGAUCAUCCCGUGUGAUCCGCUAGGCGCGGGUGACCUUAUGUGGAUCUGCUCAAAAUAUGAGCCAUCACUCCGUUAUCUUCUGGGGAAAAGUUUUGAUCUCCAUCGCCUGCUGCUUUCCACUCUCUGCGGCCCUGCAAUGUCUGGGGGUCAGGAACCCAUGCGAGAACAAUGGCACCUGCAUUCCCUACAGCAACGGCACAGGAUACUGCAGGUGUGAGCCUGGCUUCCGGGGUGAAUCCUGUAAAGACAGCGACCCCUGUCCCUGCCGCAAUGGGGGCACCUGCAAUUCCACCAAGAUUCGAGGCACACCGUCCUGCUCUUGCCCCUCGGGCUACUUAGGUCUGUUGUGCAACCAAAUCGACGAGUGUGUGACCCAGCCCUGCCAGAAUGGCGGGACGUGUAGCACUGACCACACUGGCAAGUUCUCCUGCAACUGCCGCCACACUGGCUAUAAGGGUGACAAGUGCAGUGAGGACAUCGACGAGUGCGACCUCGGCGAGAACCCCUGUGAACGCAAUGGCAGCUGUCGAAACACAGUUGGCUCCUACAUCUGCGAAUGCCAAAAGGGCUACGGGGGCCCACGCUGCAAUAAGGGCCUGGAUCACUGUGCCUCUUCGCCUUGCCUUAAUGGUGCCACCUGCCUGGGCCUGAGCGGCAGUUUCCAAUGCCUCUGCAUGCCAGGGUUCACGGGCGAGCUCUGCCAGCAGGAUGACGGAAGCCAGGACCAGGUCAACGGCAGCAACUGCCCCCCAGGGGGGUCCUGCGAGUUCAUGGAUGAUCCCUGUUCAUCGAACCCCUGCCACAAUGGGGGCAUCUGCUCCAGGAACUCCAGCGCAAUGCACGGCUUCACCUGCACAUGCAAACGCGGUUACUUGGCUCCCGACUGCGGCCAGGUGGAUGGUACGAUGUCUCCGGGCAGCGAUGAGAAUGGCCACGUGCCAGAACGGAAGGCUUGGCAUGGCUGCCCCGCCGAGUUGCGUUGCUGGGAGCGGUUUAACAAUAAAAAAUGCGACAACGAAUGCAACACUGCCGCAUGCCUGUUCGACAACUUCGAUUGCAAGCCUAAGAGCUCCUGCAGUUACAACAUCUACUGCACUGAUCACUAUGGCGACGGCUUCUGCGAUAAUGGCUGCAACACAGCGGACUGUGGUUGGGACGGCCUGGACUGCACUGGUGGCAGCGGGCCGCGGCUGGCUGGCGGAACCCUGGUGCUGGAGCUGCAGGUGCCGCCAGAGGAGCUGCGGAAGCGUUUGCGGGGCCUCCUGCGACAGCUGGGCCUGAUCCUGCACACCAACCUGCGCGUGCAGCAUGACGAUGACGGCGUCGGACUACGGGUGCUGCCGAUCUACGGCCCUAGAGCUCAGGGGAAGGGGGCUAAUGGUUCCAAGGUGUUCCUGGAGAUCGAUAACCGCCAAUGUGCCACCAAGGCCGACAGCAGAUGUUUUUCCACCGCCGAGCAGGCUGCCGCGUUCCUCACCGCGGUACACUGGGAACCGCCACUGGACUUACCGCUGCUGUCCUUCAGGAGCGAGCCGGAGAUCAAGGCACUGGAACACACCAAUAUGCUCUACCUGAUUGCCUUGGUAGUGGGGCCAGUCCUGUUCAUCCUGGUGGUGCUUGUUGCCAAGCAGAAGCGUAAACACACCACUCUGUGGCUUCCUGAGGGGUUCCUGAUCAACAACCAACGGCGUCGUGAGCCUGUGGGUCAGGACAACAUGGACCUGGAAGACAUAAAGCCUGGAGGAUCCAGCCCGAUGAGCACAGACCUGAACCAGCGGUGGGUCCACGAGGAAACACAAGUCAAAAAGAUAAAGGUAGAGGACGUCUCCCUGCUGCUGGCUGAGGAGGGCGCGCCGGGGCCUGACCUCCGAGAAUGGGCCCCCCAGCACCACAGGGCGGCUGACCUCACACUCACGCCCCCCCAGGCUGAGAUGGACAGCCUGGACGUGAAUAUCCGAGGCCCUGAUGGUCUCACGCCGCUGAUGCUGGCCUCGGUGUGUCAUGGGGGGAUGGUGGACAGUGAGAACCUGCCGGAGGAGGCCGAGGGGGAGGAGGAGGAGGAGGAGCAGGAGGCGAGGCCCAACAUCAUCACGGACUUGGUGGCCCUGGGCGCCACACUGCAGGCGCAGACGGACGGCCUGGGCGAGACGGCGCUGCACCUGGCCGCCCGCUACGCCCGCGCCGACGCCACCAAGCGGCUGCUGGACGCCGGCGCGGAUGCCAACGCUCAGGACCGCAUGGGCCGCACGCCACUCCACGCCGCCGUGGCUGCCGACGCGCAGGGCGUCUUCCAGAUCCUGAUUCGGAACCGGGCUACGGACCUGAACGCACGCAUGGAUGAUGGCACCACGCCCCUCAUCCUGGCGGCACGACUGGCCGUGGAGGGCAUGGUGGAACAGCUGGCGCACUGUCACGCUGACGUCAACGCCGUGGACGCCCAUGGCAAGUCAGCUCUCCACUGGGCAGCAGCAGUGAACAACGUGGAGGCUGUCCUCAUACUGGUGAAAAAUGGUGCCAAUCGAGACCUGCAGGACCUGAAGGAGAAGACGCCCUUGUUCCUGGCGGCCCGGGAGGGCAGCUUCGAUGCGGCCCGUGUGCUGUUGGACCACUGCUGCAGCAGGGACAUCACGGACCACCUGGAUCAGCUGCCCCGCGACGUGGCGCGCGAGCGCAUGCACCACGACAUCGUGCAGCUGCUCGACCACUACAACCUGGCCCCAGGUGCCGAGCGGCCGGUGGGACGCGGCUUGGCCCCUGCCCCAACGGUCUGUGGUGGCGGCGCGCAGGGCAAGAAGGGCAGGCGGGUCGGCAACAGCAGAACGGUGGGGGAGGAGAUGAAGACCAAGCACAGAAAGAAGCCAUGUUCGGGGGCAGGAGUAUCCCUAGCGGUGGCAAGAAGAGCAGGAGCUCAUUGCCCCGCAGUGGCAGAGAGGGCAACUGGGGGUAGCUCUCCCGUCAAUUGCCUGGAGUCCCCACACACUGUGACCAGGGUCACAGCCACCUCGCCGUUGUUGGUAACCACGCCCCCUGUGCACAUGCCCCUCCUACCUCCUGUCACUCACAUGCUGGGGCAGCAGCAGCAGGCUUGGAAAGAGCAGACCAAGCCCAACUUCCAGCCACACAUGUGCAGGCUGCUCGGGGGUCAGCUGGAUACUCCCUGUCCAGAGCAGUACUCCUCCAUGGACGUCCCUCUGGCCCGUGAGCCGCUGCUGCCGAUCUUGGCCUUUCAGUUGCCUCGGGGGAGCACCGGCAGUCUGCUGGAUCAGGGGCGGGCCGAGGCUUUGUCCCGCCCCCAGCCGGGGGCUCCCCGUGCCUGUUUUGCACAGGGCCAGACAUUCCCGCAGUCUGUCAUGAUGGGAGUACCUCAGCCUCUUCCACACCCCCUCCCCUUUAGCGACGGCCCUGGCGAAGCCCCCGCCCCUCGACCCCAACACGAGAGCCCCGUGGACAAGUACCCCACUCCUCCCUCUCAGCGGAGCUACACCACAACCGGCCUGGAGGGGUCCACGCCCGCCCCACAUCCCCCCCAUCCCACCAAGCACCCUUAUCUCACACCCUCUCCAGAAUCCCCUGACCCCUGGUCCUCCUCUUCCUCGCCCUCUCCUCACUCGGCUUCUGACUGGUCUGAUGUCACCAACAGCCCCGUUCCCCGCCACGCCAACGCACUCCGGGGGGGGGCCCUGCCAGCCCGGCAGCCACACCCCCAGGAGUAUUCCUGCAGCAGCAUGCAGGGACACCCUUAGACAAACCGUCUCCUCUCGUCCCUCCUCUGCCUCCGUCUGCUUUCCAGCCACAUUCCCCACAAACCCUAAUCCCCCCCCCCAUUAACCACUUUGCCUUGUUGUUACGUUCCUUGCUUCCCGCUACCUCUGCUUCCUCCCUCCUUUUUGCGUGUCAGGUCAUAAUAUACACAAGUAUUGAAGUGUCCAUGCACCAGAAGCUGUGCUUUAGUGUUGCUCAGUUCCACAAGCUACAUAACCACUAAAUAAAGCACUAAAUGAGCUCAUUGCUUUUAAAAUGGCCAAGUAUCAAUGUAAUUUCUGACCGGCACGUGAUUAGUUGAGGCCUAGUUUUGAUGAAAAGCUAUGGGGUUUUCCCUAAUGAUCAUCCCUUACUUGCAGAGUAAAUAAAAAGAGCUAAUAGGGUAAGCUGAAAUGAUUAAGAAAAAUGUUUCCUCAAAGAAGAACAAGAGACCUUUCCACUGGGUGGACCUUCAAAGUUAUGAAAAUAAAGAAGUCAUAUGACAAAGGCAGUUUGGAUCCCGAUACGGUUUGCUUGGUAGUCUUUUUUGGGAACAUAGUUGCGAAUGUUAAUUUUAGAAUCUAACUGAAUGUCAGUAUUAGUGGAUCUGAGGUUGCUGUCAUGUGAUUUCAAAAUAUAUUUUUGCAUUGUAAUUAAUAUUUUAACUUUGCAUAGGUACUUUUUUGUAUUUUGUGGAUCUGUAAAUAUCAGGCGGUGUAUUUCCUAUAAUAUUGUUGAGCAAGUUGUAAAUAUGCCCUCCAGUUUGUAAGUACUUGUGAUGGCCAAAAGAAGCCUCAUGAACCAUUUGCUGUAUUUUUUACUCCACUAGAUGGUGCUCUUGGGUUACUUUAGAACAGGGGUGGCUAAUCUUAUCCGCAAAGGGCCGGUGUGUAUGUUCAAACCCAGGUGU